UACCAUUAACAUGGAGGAAGAGGGGAGGGACCUUUCCCCGCUGAGGAUCAAGGAUGUUGACACGCGCGACACGCAGUUCCAACGUUGGUCUCGUGCCGGAGGCAUGGUAAAAGCACGUUGGAUCAACUUGCAGGCUUUCUAUGAAGACUAGUUACCGGGCUUGUCCCGCUGAAUCGUAAAGGACACCAAUGGGGAACUCAUAUGCAGGCCAGCUGCGGACCACGCGCUUUGAGGAGGUUCUCCAUAACUCCAUUGAGGCAUCACUGAGGUCGAACACUGUAGUUCCCCGACCAGUCUUUUCGCAGCUAUACCUUGAGACAGAGCAGCCCCUGGCACAUGAUGGCCGUACAGAGAAUGAUGAUGAGGAUGAUGAAGAUGGCUCAGAGUCUAACAGCCCCCCAAUACCAUACCAGAUGAAGCCCCCACCAGAGGGAUGCUGCACCACAGAUGGUUUCUGUCAGGCGGGCAGGGACCUGCGUCUGUCCUCGCUGGCAUCAGAUCCCUUGGAUGUGCCCCCUGGGUUCAUGUUGGUUGCGAUAAAGUCCCCCUCCCUCCCUGAGACGCUGCUGGUGUGUGCUGUGGAUCGCCGCUUCCUGCCGGAUGAACGGGGUCGCAACGCACUGCUGGGCUUCUCAGGGAACUGUAUGGGCUGUGGAGAGAAAGGCUUUCGUUACUUCACAGAGUUCUCCAACCACAUUAACCUGAAGCUCAGCACCCAGCCCAAGAAACAGAAGCACUUGAAGUACCAUCUGUACCGAAACAACCAGGGCGUGCUGGUCAAAGGAGCUUCCAUCUGCUGGAGAGGACACGAUGGCAGGAUCAGGCAGUUGGGGUCCAGCCUCCCAGAGGGCCACGUGACAUCGGAUGAACAGCCACCAAGCCUGGCAUCACACACACUUGGCAGCUACCCAGCAGGAUCACAUGUGGACCCAACUGGUCUGCCACAAGUAGCUGACGGUCCCCACUCACUGACAAAUGGCAACCAUGCUGUUCCCUCCAUCACCCAGCCGCCUUUACAUCAAUCAGGGCCCGGGAGACCCUCAGUUACAGGGCCACAUGCAAAUGCUGGACCCCCAAAAAAGAGGCACAAGGGCUGGUCGCCUGAGUCAUCUGCCAACAGUCUGCCAGAGAGCACUGUGAAGACACCACUAUCUUCAUCGGCCUUAUCAACAUUAUCCAUGUCCUCUGCUCUAACAAAUGGAGCCAGACCGGAGACUGCUGCCCCACUGAGUUCAUCACAGGGGUCCUCAACCCCACUUUCUCCCCCAGGGCUGUCUGUAACAGUGCCUGAUGAGCUGCUCCACACCUGCAGACUUCAACCUGUCAUCUUCAAAGGUCAUGGCCCACUCCCUCAGCUGACGGGCAAUGUCAGUGAAGUGCUUGUUAGUUCUCUGCUGCAGAGUUGUUACCUGAGCUCCCAGACACUCCCCAGAGUCUACCAGCACUAUGGACCAUCACCCAUUCAGCCACUGUCCACUGAGAUGCAGAUUCUACUCACAGUUUACUACCUUGUUCAGCUAGGCCCUGACCAAGUGCCCCUGAUUGAGGACUUGGAGCAGAUAUUCAUGAGGUCAUGGAGGGAGUCUCACCUCAGUGAGAUAAGACAGUACCAGCAGCCUCAAACACCUGCCACCCAAGGGAGACACUAUGGCUUAGAGACCCCCUCCACCCUGCCUGGGCUCCCCCAGUACCUCUGUUUACCUCCCCAGAGCCAACAACCCCUGACCCCCAGCCAGCUUCCCUGGCUCGCCCAGCUGGCUGCGUCGUCAUGUGGAGAGGGCGUGGUCGUGUUAGGGGAGCAGAUCAAAUCUUUGGCUCAAGGCCUCCAACAAACAUUCAGACGGUUAAUGGAAGGACGGCUUGAAAACACCAACUAUGUGGUCAUUAUUGUCACUUCACCGGGACAAGAAACACAGUCCUGUGUGGUAGUCACAGGCAAACAUCAAUGUCGUGCCUUAGCAGAGAGUAUGUAUUCUCCCAAUGAGGGCCUGAAAGAAAUCAACCACCAGCUCACCACUGGUGUUGCCCAGGAUCUCAUCCACUUCUGCAAUUCACUCGGACAAGAUGGUGACAUGGAUUCCCUCUUGGACAGGGCCACCGUGGACAGCAACGAGCCAUCUCCUCCAUCCAGCAGUCAGGAAUCAACUGAAGACAAAAGUCUCAAAAACACACACAGUCCAAAAGACUCAGUCACACAGUGUUCAAAAGACUCACCCAGUGCCAAAGAGAGAGCUUCAAGUCCCAAAGACACUUGUUCAGAAUACUCCGUAGAGUGGCGGGAGGUUCGUCCCAUCCAGCUGGCAGUGGCUAGAAAGCUGCUGUCCCAUGUUUGUGCUAUAGCAGACUCCAGCACACAGAACCUGGACCUUGGCUCCUUUGACAGGGUCAGCUUCCUCAUACUGGUCCCACCCUCCGAGGUCACAUUUCAACAGACUGUGCUCCACCUCUGGAGCUCCGGUGUCCUUCAGGAGCUUGGGAGUUUAGACCAGGAGUGUGUGUCUCAACGGGAUGCUGAGCGUUACGUGGUCAAGAUGGACCAGAGCGCCCAGGCACGAAUUGACAACCUCAUUCAGGAAGCUCACAGCAACUCCUACACACUCUACAUCCUGGUCCAUGACCAUGCCCACUGGGACAUUAGGAGUGCAUCCUACAGCAGCUCAGACAGUGGUGUGGGUCUGGUGGACCAGCUUUUAAACUCCCGACAGGUCAGAGAUGCUCCAAACAUCCUAAUUCUCCACGUCACCUCCUUCCCCUUCGCUCUUCAGACACAGUACACCCGCAUCAGCCCCUACAACGAGAUCCACUGGCCCUCUGCAUUCAGUAAUGAUGUGGACCUGUAUCAUGAGAGGACGCGUUACUUUGGUGUGUCAGAGCUUCUAGAGUCGACUCGCUCAGGGAGCAGCCUGCCUUUGAUGCGUUAUGAUUCCUCCUUUGAAAGCAUGGCAUCUGCCUUGGAAGAAAGGUUCCCUAAGCUGCACAGUGCUGUGAUCCGGACUACAGUCCUGAUCCAGCACUACUGCGUAGCUCUGAUGGCUGCAUCCGGCAGAAUCGGCAGCUCUCACAAUCUCCACAAACACACCUCUGUGGAGACCCUGGAGAUUGUACAAUCCCUACUCACUGCUGCCCAGCAAUGCCCCGCCCACCAUGGUCACAUGGUCCUGCUCAGGAUCCCCUCUUUGGCUCUCGCUGCAUGGGCCCAUCGACGGCUGUCCAGAGUGCGGAGACAGCUGGGUCUGGAGGAGAGUUUUGAAAUCAUACUUGGAAAUCCAAACCAAGCUCUGAAUGUUGGACAGACAUUCACUGAUCAGAUCAAGACUUGGCUGAAGAUCCAGGAUUCUGACUGGGUUCCUUGUACCUACUUGGAGCUGGAGGCCCUUCCCUGCAUCCUGAUCCUGUCAGGAGCUGAGCCCCUGGGAGAAUCACUGCCCAGGUCACUGAAGUACUGUGACCUUCGGGUGAUAAGCUGCUCUUACCUUCAGCGAACCACACUCGAACAAGAGCUUGGACUGGCUGCUUAUCUAGUGAGGUCAGAGUCACGACCCCCACACAACCCCGGCCCAGGAAGUGACCUACUGGAGAGUGAUGCUGAAAAACUCAGCAGCACUGACAAUGAGGAGGAAGAGGGACAGGAGAACGGGGACUCCCCUCUGUCAUCCAGUCAGCAGCUCCAGUCAUGCCCAGACAGUGGAACUGCAGAUCCCUUCCCUGCCCAAAGCACCACCUCUCCAAAUGUCCAGAGAGGGACCAUGGACACCAUGCAAUCUCCCUCACAGACUCAAUGUCAUUCCCAGACCUCAACUCAGUCUUUUCCAUAUCCUCAAUCUACACCACAACACCAAACCCAACCUCAAGUUCAAAGUUAUUCCCAGGGCCAACCAAUCUCCCAGCUACAGCCACAAUCCCAAAUUCAGAGUCAAAACCAGCCGUUGUCUCAAACAAAUUCCCAAACUUACACUCAAACACUUCCCCAGCAUCAGUCCCUCUCCCAGAUGCCACCACCCAACCCUCAAUCUCAGCCACUUCCCCCCGCCCAGUCUCGUCACCAACACUCCAAAUCCACCUCCUCUGGCUCCUUGUCCCCCCGAGCCUCCUCUCCUCACCUGAGCUGCUCCUGGGCGCGGGGAGUGAGUCGCCCGCCAUCUGUGCUCCUCCCUCGUGCCCUCUACGACAUUAUCACAGCCAGUGACAGCAGCGGGCUUCCACGAUGUACCUCAUUCCUGCCACACAUGUCUGUCGCAUGGGCAAGCAGCUUCAGGCCCUUGCUGAGUAAGAUGAUGACAUGUACAGAACAGUCACUGUAUUAUCGCCAGUGGACGGUCCCUCGCUCCUACCACAUGGACAGCAGCAAUCGCACAGAAGGACGAAGUGACAACUUUCACCCUCGCAGGCUGCUGCUCAGUGGACCCCCACAGGUGGGUAAGACAGGAGCAUACCUGCACUUCCUUGGUAUUCUGUCUCGGAUGCUCAUAAGGUUGAUGGAGGUGGAUAUCUAUGAUGAAGAAGACAUCAACUACAGUGCCCAGGCAGAGGGGGUGCAGUACCAUCCACCCAAUGCUCCCUGGCCCAACCCAGACAUUAUGAGGACAAUGCCCUUUGACUACACCAUCCAUGACCCCAAAUAUGAUGAUAUCAGUGCUGUGUAUUGCCCUGGUUAUAGACCCAGUGCUGAGGGAAACCCUGUGCGUCAGGAGGAAGUGUACCUACGUAGGCGAACAUCGAGGAUUAAGCUGUCUAAAUAUGCCGCCUACAAUACCUAUCAUCACUGUGAACAGUGUCAUCAGUACUUGGGCUUCAACCCCAGAUACCAGAUGUAUGAGUCAACACUGCAUGCCUUCACAUUCACACAUCUGCUGCUUGGGGAAGAGAUCCAGCUCUACUUCAUCAUCCCAAAGUCUAAAGAGCACUACUUCAGCUUCAGCCAACCAGGAGGCCAGCUGGAGAGCAUGCGGCUGCCACUCACUUCAGAUUGGAGCCCAGACAGCAUCAAGAGUCCAAUCUUCACUCCAACCACCGGCCGUCAUGAGCAUGGUCUGUUCAACCUGUAUCAUGCUAUGGAUGGAGCCUCACAUCUACAUAUUUUGGUGGUCAAAGAGUAUGAGAUGGCCGUCUAUAAAAAGUACUGGCCCAACCACAUCAUGCUGGUGCUGCCCACUGUCUUCAAUGGAGCUGGGAUAGGUGCUGCUCACUUCCUGAUUAAAGAGCUUUCAUAUCACAACUUGGAGCUGGAGCGCAGUCGUCGGUUGGAGGGAGGGGGCCCGGCGGGUGACGUUUGGCCCUUCAUCAUCCUGGCUGAUGACUCCUGUGUUAUGUGGAACACAGUAGACCUCGACGCACGCAAUGGCCCAGCAGAGCACGCAGUGUCACUGAAGCAGGUCUUACAGCACAUGGAGGCCUGUCCGGACCUGGCCCACUAUGGGCUGUGUGGGAUCAGGAAGUGGAGCAGCCGUGGAGUCACAGGUAAUAAACAGAGGGAGCCCUUCUCCAGAGGUCACCUUCAUGACUUCCUCCUCCUCAAUGUGGACCGGAGUCAGAACAUACAGUACGAUCAAAACCGCUUCACCUGUCACGAUGUGGACUUCACCCUGAGGCUGCACAGUGCCGGACUGCUCGUCUGCAGGUUUAACAGUUUCAGCGUCAUGAAGAAGCAGAUUGCCAUAGGAGGUUACAGGACGUUUAUUAUCAAGACCAAGAUGACAGAUGUCCCCACCUCUGUGGGGCCUUCGCAGUACAUCUGUGCCCCAGACAGCAAGCACCUGUUCUUGGCUACACCAGCUCAGCUCCUCCUGGAAAAAUACCUCCAACACACCAGCCAGAAGCUGUUUCCACUCAGCACCAAGAACUACACACACCCUGUACUGUCUGUGGACUGUUACCUCAACCUGGGACCUGAGGUGACGGUGUGUUUUGUGAGCUCCAGACCUCACUCUGUCAACAUCAGCACCACAGGGCUACUGUUCAGCGGCCUUCUCCUCUGUUUUGCUGACUCCUUUGUGACUCCUGGGUUCCUCAAGAAGUUCAGCUUCCUCAAAGGUGCGACUCUGUGUGUCAUCAGUGCAGAUCGUAGCUCGUUGAGGCAGACGGUGGGCAGGCUGGAGCUGGAGGAGGAAUGGAGGUUCAGGCUCAGCGACGAAUUCCAGACUGCCAACGCCAAAGAGGACCGACCGCUCUUCUUCCUGACCGGAAAACAUAUAUGACUGGAACAUGUGUAAAAUGUGUAUACAGUGGGCUACAAGUAGUCACAGUCGGGGUUGAAAUGCCAAAGAGAAGUAGAAGAAAUGUGUUGCAAUGUGUUUUGUUGAAUGUACUUACUCACUCACUGGGAAUGGACAGAGUAGGAUAUGCAUUAUAGUCUAACAUGUAAAGCGGUUAGUAGAUUAACAUGUGUAAACUUAGUGGAGGGAAUAUGAAACAUUUGUCAUUACCCAUGACUGCGCGCAUACACACACAAAUAGGAUUUUGAGGUUUGGUCCAGUUGUAGGCUGCCUCGAGCCUAGCAUCCAGACAGACACAUGCAUGUUACUCUGUGAGUAAGCAAAAGAUUAUUCAGGAAGCAUGAAGGAUUUUUCAGGAGGCUUUUCAGUAAACCUCACAUGAAAUUCUGUAAAUAGAAUGGCGCUAUUUACUUUUACUAAUUGUAAAUGCAAACACAUAAAACACUUGACAGCUAAUAUUUUAAAAGACAUUUGUGUGAUAAAUAAGAAAUACCUAUUUUUUGAUUGUAACGGUGUGUGGGGAUUGAAAAGCUGAAAGGAAUCAUCUUCUACGCUUCUUGACAGACUCUUCAUAGACAUAUCUUGAUUUACAGUAUAUUGGAGACAAAAUGCAUUUUUUUACCCUUUGAAGAAAUUCAUUAGAUAGAGUAACUGCAGGUACUGCUUUUGUAUAUUUUCAUACUGUAUGUGUUUGAAAAUGUAUCUGUUUUGGACUUGCUGCAAUAUUCCAGUGUUCUGAAAACUUCCUUGCAAGGUGCACACAACAUGAGAAGCUUUUGAAAUGUUUGACACAAUCGUUUGUGUGCAAUAGUAGCCGAUUUUUGGCAACAAACAUUUUUAUAGGGAAGGGAGGUUUCUUUUGCUUGUGUGUUUUACAUAUGGAAUAUUUUGAACAUAUUUUGUCAGAUUUGUAUUAUGUAAAAAAAAAAAAGUACUUAUUUUCAGUGAUCACAAGGCGUUUCUUGUUUAGAUGUAGAAUACUUUUUAUGCUUUAUGCUCCAUAGACAGUAGGAUGAUUUCAAUUAUGCUUGCGCAGAAACACAAAUCCAACAAAUGUACAGCUUUGUAUGCCUUUUAAUUGUAUAAAUGUACAGAUGUUUUAAAAUUCCUGUGUGUUUGUGUCUGUUUUCAAACACAGAACUUAACCAAUCACUCUAAACGUGAAUGGUGGCAAUACUCAAAAGUUUAUUUGUGCUCCAAAUUUUAAAAAUGUUUUGAUCAAUUAUACCAGCAUGAUAUUUAUCCAUCUAAUUUGAACCAAGUAUAGUAUGUGUAAUAUUGUAAUACUUACAAUUGUGACAUAAAAUAAAUUGGCAUCCUAGCUGAAACCAAGGGCAUGGGUUUGCAUAUGAACGGUAGGGACAUGUCCUACAAAUAUUUUGGGAGGACAGAAUUGUUCCCACCAAUAUUUCAGUGAACUCAUUCACACUAUGUUUGGAGUGAAUUCAUAUUAGAUCAUCUUAAUGUUGCCACCAGGAGGCUAUAUCUCCAAAAUAAUUGAUUUAAGAAUGCCAGCAUUUAAUUGACAGGAAAGGGCGGGGCUAUCUGAAGGCUUGUGUCAUGAGAGAAUAUCACAGUGGUACCGAACAUCACCAGAAAAAUGUCAACUGAUGUUAUUUAACCAUGUUAACUAGCGUUAACUAGCAAGCUCACUCUUUCUUAUGUGGGCAAGCAGUCAGGUUGCUGUCAGGAGUAAACAUAAAAAGGAGGAUAAAUAAAAGAAGACUUGAAAUGUGACUGUGGCUAAUACGACUUUUUUUUAUGCCUUUUAUGAAGUUUUUAUGCCUUACUAUAUUAUGACUUUUUUAUGCCUUAUUAUACUAUGACUGUUUAAUGUCUUACUGACAUUUUUAUGCCUUAUAGGCCCUAUGGCCUUUUUUAUGUCUUACUGUACUGUGGUGUUUUUUAUUACUAUACAAUGGGGUUUUUAUGCGUUACUAUGACUUUUUUUAUGCCUAAAUAAACUAUUACAAUUUAUUUUUUAUGCCUUAUGACGCUGAUGUU
Molecule: messenger RNA, 8216 nt
Organism: Seriola aureovittata
Lineage: Eukaryota; Metazoa; Chordata; Actinopteri; Carangiformes; Carangidae
Gene: greb1
Product: growth regulating estrogen receptor binding 1
Exons: 34
Coding region: 189-6194 (2001 amino acids)
Biological process (GO): multicellular organism development
Source: RefSeq, a predicted model, not a curated record